UCAGUCGAUCUUCUUUGUCUCUUAGCUAGUACGCACUCCUUGUCGCUUGGCCCCAGCUCUCUCGCUCUCGCUUUCUUCGCUUCUUCUCUUUGAGUUUGAGCCGCACCAAACCACUGCCGUGGAGCCCCACCGGUAGGUCGCGACCAUAAAGUACAACCCAUAAUUCACCGACUCUUCCCAUUUAAAAAGCAACACCACCACACCCCAGGAGGGGACUUGACUCAAUCUCAAUCGCAGAUCUGCAGCUAUGGGUAUUGUGAAGUUCCUGCGCUCCAAGCUGCUGAACAGGCGCCGCGGCGGCUCCCAGAGAGCCGCUGCCGUCCAUGUCGACGGCGGGGAAAGCUGCUCGGGACGGUGUGGGGAUGUGGCAGAGGUGGCGGGGGCGGCGGUGAAGAGAUUGGGUUGGGGAGAGAUCGAGAUGAUCACGGCGUGCUUCGCGGAGGUGGCUGGAGAAGGCGGGUUCAGCACCGUGUACAUGGGGCGUUUCCCCGGCUGCGGAGGAGGCUCCGCCGCCGCCGCAGCGGCCGUCAAAGUCCACUGUGGCGGGGGAGAGCGGCUCAGCCUGGCGUUCAAGCAGGAGCUGGACGUGCUGCUCCGGCUAAAACACGAGAACAUCGUCAGGCUCCUGGGCUAUUGCGAUGAUGCAGAUCAAGGUGCACUUAUAUUCGAGUACGUCUCCGGCGGAACACUCCACGAGCACCUCCACGGCCGCGGCAGCAGCAAUAAGAGCUCGGCUCUCCCGUGGAAGAGCCGCGUGAAGAUCGCCUUCCAGCUCGCGCACGCCAUCGAAUAUCUCCACGACAGGUGCACCCUCCACGUCAUCCACGGCGACAUCAAAUCCUCCAACGUUUUACUAGACGGCGACUCCGAUUGCAAGCUCUGCGACUUUGGAUCCGCGAAGAUGGGCUUCUCAUCUAUGGUACCACCGCCCUCGUCGUCGCCUUCGUCUCCUUAUGUUAGGAGGAAGAAUAUCAUCAUGGGUUCUCUGGGCUACACCGAUCCGUUAUACUUGAGGACCGGGAUUGCCUCGAAGAAGAACGACAUCUACAGCUUCGGCAUCGUGGUCCUCGAGCUCGUGACGGGCUUGGAGGCGUUUCGUUCGGACAAGGGACAGGUCUUGGCCUCAAUGGCGGCUCAUAUGACUAAGAACGUUGAUCGUAUGGACGCCGGUGAGGUGAUGAACAUGGUGGAUCCGAAAUUGAGAGGCGAUUUCGACGCGGAAGAGGCGAGGGCCUUGAUUAAAGUAGCGAGAUCGUGCCUCGACGAGUCGACCCUGGUUAGGCCGACGGCGAGCCGCGUGGUGAAGAUGAUGAAAUAGAAGGUCUCUUCAAUUUCGUUCACGAACUCGAACUCGAAGGACAAGCUUUGUAACUAUCUGUAGCAAAA
Molecule: messenger RNA, 1386 nt
Organism: Syzygium oleosum
Lineage: Eukaryota; Viridiplantae; Streptophyta; Magnoliopsida; Myrtales; Myrtaceae
Product: probable receptor-like protein kinase At4g10390
Exons: 2
Coding region: 248-1318 (356 amino acids)
Biological process (GO): protein phosphorylation
Cellular component (GO): plasma membrane
Molecular function (GO): ATP binding; protein kinase activity
Source: RefSeq, a predicted model, not a curated record